Messenger RNA from Erinaceus europaeus (western European hedgehog), 2643 nucleotides. RefSeq names its product xylulokinase (gene XYLB). Gene Ontology annotation, cellular component: cytosol. Gene Ontology annotation, biological process: xylulose metabolic process; D-xylose metabolic process. The transcript has 20 exons. Bases 82 to 1788 code for a protein of 568 amino acids. Gene Ontology annotation, molecular function: D-xylulokinase activity. The record is from RefSeq and is a predicted model, not a curated record. NCBI's taxonomy places the organism in Eukaryota, Metazoa, Chordata, Mammalia, Eulipotyphla, Erinaceidae.
CCCCGCGUCUAAGCGCGUCGGAGCGUAGCGACAGUCACGCGGCUGGAAGGAAGGACAGACAGACUGAGUGACCCCCGCGCCAUGGCGGAGCGCGCGGCUGGAGGCUGCUGCCUGGGCUGGGACUUCAGCACCCAGCAGGUGAAAGUUGUCGCUGUGGAUACAGAGCUGAAAGUCUUCUAUGAGGACAGUGUUCAUUUUGACAGAGACCUUCCAGAAUAUGGGACUCAAGGCGGAGUUCAUGUCCACGAAGACGGACUGACAGUCACCUCUCCAGUCCUGAUGUGGGUCCAGGCCUUGGAUAUGCUCUUGGAGAAGAUGAAGGCUUCAGGUUUCGACUUCUCUCAAGUCCUUGCCUUGUCUGGGGCAGGCCAGCAACAUGGAAGCGUGUACUGGAAGACAGGGGCCGGCCGGGUGCUGACAGGCCUGUUGCCAGACCUCCCGUUACACAAGCAGCUGCAGGCCUGUUUCUCUGUCAGCAACAGUCCUGUGUGGAUGGACUCCAGCACCACAGCCCAGUGCCGCCGGCUGGAGGCCACCGUGGGUGGGCCACAUGCUCUCAGCUGCCUCACAGGGUCCCGGGCCUAUGAGCGCUUCACAGGAAACCAGAUCGCCAAGAUUUCCCAGCAGAACCCUGAGGCCUACUCACACACGGAGAGGAUCUCUCUGGUCAGCAGUUUUGCUGCCUCCCUCUUCCUUGGGUCUUACGCCCCGAUUGACUACAGUGACGGUUCUGGGAUGAAUCUGUUACAGAUCCAGGACAAGGUCUGGUCACCAGUGUGCCUCAGUGCGUGUGCUCCUCAUCUAGAGGAGAAGCUUGGCCCCCCGGUACCCUCACUCUCAGUUGUGGGAGCAGUUUCCUCCUACCAUGUCCAGCGCUAUGGGUUUCCCGUGGGCUGCAAAGUGGUGGCUUUCACUGGGGACAAUCCAGCAUCGCUGGCUGGCAUGAAACUUGAAGAAGGUGACAUUGCGGUCAGCCUGGGCACCAGUGACACGCUGUUCCUCUGGCUGCGGGAGCCCACGCCUGCCCUGGAGGGCCACAUCUUCUGCAAUCCUGUGGACGCCCAGCACUACAUGGCGCUGCUGUGCUUUAAAAAUGGCUCCCUGAUGAGAGAGAAGAUCCGAGAUGAAUCUGCCUCCUGUUCCUGGAGCGAGUUCUCGAAGGCACUGCAGUCUACAGAGAUGGGGAAUGGUGGAAAUCUGGGAUUCUAUUUCGAUGUAAUGGAGAUCACCCCUGCAGUUACUGGGCGCCACAGAUUCAGUGCAGGAAACCGUGAGGUCUCAGCAUUCCCCCCAGAGGUGGAGAUCCGAGCCCUGGUUGAAGGACAGUUCAUGGCCAAGAGGAUUCAUGCAGAGAGCCUGGGCUAUCGAGUCAUGCCCAAGACAAAGAUUUUGGCCACUGGCGGUGCAUCGCACAACAAAGACAUCUUACAGGUGCUGGCAGAUGUGUUUGGUGCCCCGGUGUAUGUCAUAGACACCACCAACUCAGCCUGCCUGGGCUCUGCAUACCAGGCCUUCCACGGCCUUGCAGCUAGAACAGACCUGCGCUUCUCAGAGAUUCUCAAGUUAGCCCCAAGUCCCAAGUUAGCUGCCAUCCCAAUGCCAGGAGUUUCUCAGAGAUUCAGAGAAUUGGAAUCACGGAUCCUGGCAUUUUCAAGAACCUUGCUACAGAAACAGUCAAGGACUGCACUACCAACUCUCACCAGCUAUUCAGUCUACGAGGCCCUCCUCCCACAGUAUGCCAAACUGGAGCAGAGAAUCCUGUCCCAGGCCAGAGCAGCUCUACAGUGAACUACAGACCCUGCGUGCCUCACAACCCGGCCAGCCCAGACUCUCUGUGUCCACUUGGGGGUGCGGCCCUGGGCAGCAGGGAUCCUCUUCCUGUUCCUGCCUACGCUGGCUCCUGGCGGGGCUCCGACCCUGCCUGCCAGGCUCUUCCAGUGCUUUUGUACAUCCUUGUUAAUGGAUGUGGCCUGUGCCCCUGUGCCUUCCUGCUCAGGGCAGGGAAGCAGCUUUUUCCUGACUUCUGUUCCAGGAGGCACGAGAGCACUGACUCUGGAUGUAACUGUGACUCUCCCCUUCCAGUGAAGGACUGAAGCUCUUACAGGGACCUAGAUCAGCAGAAUGGAGAAGAGAGCCUUCGCUGUGCCCUAGCCCACUGUCCAGCCCUCUCCUAGCCCUGACCUCUGGCCCGUCUCCUCCACACAGGAACUCUCCUGCCUCUUUCCGCCCUCCUCAUUUUAGCCUUCUGAAGUGCACUUCCAGUUUCCUUUGCUUUCUUCUCUUCCUUCCUAUCUGUCUACCUCCCUCCCUCGCUCUUUCUUUCUUCUUAAACCCUCUCAUGUUAUUUCCUCCUCCCUGAUCUCAUCCCUUUCUCUUUUAAGCAUCUGUCCUCUACCCACUUUGGUCUCUCCUGGCUCUCCACACCCACCCGAUGUCAUCGCCUGCCUUCUGCCACCCCAAAAGCAGGAUGGACAUGUUCCCUGUGCCUUCCCUGCAGCUCUCUCUCUUCACAGGCUGCCUGACUCCUGAAUGCACCAACUCAUUUGAGAGGCCGCCUCUCAGGUGGCUUAGAGUCUCAGUCUGCCAUCCUCUCAUCACCCCCCCCCCACUGUAACUUAGUGAAAAAAAAAAAAUCUGAUCAUU